Diabrotica balteata is the source of this 528-nucleotide messenger RNA. Lineage: Eukaryota; Metazoa; Arthropoda; Insecta; Coleoptera; Chrysomelidae. The record is from the annotation of a GenBank genome assembly.
AUGUUAGAGAUAAGCGUUAGAGAUAAUGUUAGAGAUAAGAGUGGCAGACCCACUGUUUCCGACGACAAUCAAUUAAAUGUAUUACUUGAAAUUGAAGAAAAUCUUUAUUUUUCAAUUACAACUUUAUCAACUAACAAUGAGAUCUGUCGUGGUGCUGAUAUGAAACUCCAAAAAAGGCCAAAUUACAUCCACAUAAAAUUAAAAUUGAGGGGUCCGGCAUUAAAAAAUGAACUGAAUGAAGAAAAUAUGUCUGCGAUGAUUUUAAAGAAUGCAGUGAGUAAAGGGCAAGAGUCUGAUAGAAAUAUUACAUACAUGCAAGACAGUGAAGAAAAUAGUGUAAAUUCAAAUGAAAAAAAUCUUUAUGAAGAAGCGUUCACCAUUUUACCAAAAGUUCCGAGAUUAGUAGCAGUGUCAGAAAUUCCAGUGCACAAAUAUGGUCCAAAUAUAAAAUCACCAGGAAUAGAAAUUACCGGAAUCAAAUUUGGGUUAUCAAAAGACUUACCUACAUCAUAUAAACAUAAAUUGUGA